This is a messenger RNA of Protomyces lactucae-debilis, 841 nucleotides long. Its product is annotated as oxidoreductase-like protein. The record is from RefSeq and is a predicted model, not a curated record. The coding region runs from base 183 to 770 and encodes 195 amino acids. Lineage: Eukaryota; Fungi; Ascomycota; Taphrinomycetes; Taphrinales; Protomycetaceae. The transcript is spliced from 3 exons. Gene Ontology annotation, cellular component: mitochondrion.
GAUACGUACACGGGCACUUAGCAACGCUUGCAACCACCGCAAUCGCAGCCAAAUAGGUUGAGACGGUCAUCUCCGCUGAAUACUUCUCGAAACUAUCGUGCCUGGUAUCUGCUGGAUACUUGAAAGCUUCUUCAGCGGUCUGAAACGCGCUGUACAACAGCUUUACUUAAUUUUGCUACAUAAUGCUCAUCAGAACUGCAUGCAAAUCAUGCCUUGGUGGACUCAGAAACAGAUCAAGGAGCUCUAGGAUACAAAUGAGAUUCAAGAGCGAAGUGCGGGAUAAGCCUAGCAACUACAGAAGACCAAAUUACAGUGGCUUUUACACUUCCAUUAUGGACCAAAAGGCGCCAGAACGCCAAGUUGAAGAUGCAAAUUCAGCAGAGAAGCCUGGCGUCGUGUUUUACUCUAGACUUGCUGGCUAUCCUGAAAAUAGGCCGUCAGAGACAGAGUCUAAGAUGUACUGUGGCGUGAUUGUACCACCACGACCUGAAGAGCCACUCAAUUGCUGUCAGUCAGGUUGUGUUCACUGUGUUUGGGAUAUCUACAGAGAAGAAAUUGAGGAUUAUCAAGAGAAGCGCAAGCAAGCUCGGGAAGCACUCGCCAAAGAACGCAAGGCGAUCCCUGUAGAGCUCGGUGGAGAUGGAAAGGAGCCUGAUGACAUCUUAGCGCAGCUGGAUCCGACCUUGCAGGCAUUUAUCAAGUUGGAGAAGGAACUCAAGGAGAAGCGGCUGAAGAAGCAGGCUCAGCGUGCGUCCAAGGACCUGCGAUAAUCCUUGCACCCAUCAUUUCUCUUCGUAGAGCCAACGUAGAUGAGCAGUAGAAGUCCCAAGCUCAAGCUGGU